UGUUUUGUGGAAAGCAAACUUGGCGCCGAGGUGGUAAUUCUCUCUUCAAAAUUCCGCCUGAGAGAUGACCCCAGCAUUAUGAUUCUUAUUGGGCGAAAUAAUUCGGAAACGGGCCGUUACUUGGUAUUCUACCAAGCGAAGAAAAACUCUGUGAGGAAAGAUGUCAUCGCAAACAAGCCUGACUUCUGAUAGAAAGCCUUCAGAAGCUCCAUCUGAGGGGAAGUCGAAAGGCGUAUGCGACGCAUGUGGAUCAGCCGCAAGCAGGAACCUGUUAGCUCGUCUCGGAUCUGGAGGAGUUGUCAUAGGUGAUGGAGGGUUCGUGUUCUCCUUGGAAAAGCGAGGCUACGUCAAGGCCGGACCAUGGACACCUGAAGCUGUCAUCGAACAUCCCGAAGCAGUUCGCCAACUUCACCGUGAGUUUCUCCGAGCUGGCUCCGACGUGAUGCAAGCAUUCACCUUCUACGCCAGCGACGACAAGCUUAUCAACAGGGGCAACGAAGCAGGACGCAAAUUUACGGGUGAAGACAUCAAUGUGGCUGCUUGCAAGAUCGCCAAGGAAGUAGCUUCGGAAGGAACUGCUCUAGUGGCCGGAGGAGUUUCUCAGACCCCAGCCUUUCUCAGUGGAAGAUCGAAGGCACAAGUACAGGAGGAAUUCCGAAAGCAAGUCAGGGUGUUCAUCGAAAACCAACUGGACUUCCUCGUCUGCGAGUACUUUGAGCACGUAGAAGAGAUUGAAAUAGCGAUCAAGGUUUGCAAAGAAACUCCCCUGCCUAUCGUUGCAACCAUGUGCAUCGGACCUGAAGGAGAUCUGCACGGGGUGUCCGCUGGGGAAUGUGCAGUCCGUAUGGUCAAAGCCGGUGCCCACGUGGUUGGUGUGAACUGCCACUUCGACCCGUUCGUCGUCCUGGAGACUGUGAAGCUGAUGAUCGACGCAGUGAACGCGAGUGGUUUGAAGGCGCACUUUAUCACUCAGCCUCUGGCUUAUCACACACCGGACGCUGGAAAACAAGGCUUCAUUGACCUUCCAGAGUUCCCAUUCGCGCUGGAGCCCAGGGUGUGCACCCGAUGGGACAUGCAGAGAUACGCACGAGAGGCCUACGAGAUGGGCGUGCGCUACAUCGGUGGUUGCUGUGGGUUCGAACCGUACCACAUUCGCGCAUUAGCCGAAGAACUCGCUGAAGACCGUCACUCAGCGUUGCCGGAAGCCUCCGAAAAGCAUGACCCGUGGGGCGCCGGCCUCAAAAUGCACACCAAGCCAUGGGUCCGAGCGAGGGCUUUCCGCGAGUACUGGGAGACCUUGAAGCCUGCAACUGGGCGGCCUUUCUCAUCUGCCUACUCUCAGCCUGACAACUGGGGAGUGACCGCUGGGGCUGAAGAGCUCAAGCAAAAAGCCGAAGACACCACCAAAGAAGAACUGGAAAAGCUGCACCAGUUUAAGAAAUGAGCCUUUUUUUCGCGUCUGUGGCCACAGCACACUGAUGGCUCGAGCACGCUUUUCACAUGGGCUGCAUCGCUGGAGUAUAUUAUUCUGUCGGAUGCUUUUAUACUUAUAGUUAAUAAAUCCAACGCCGAUUUUCCGGCAUAAUUAUA
Molecule: messenger RNA, 1590 nt
Organism: Ornithodoros turicata
Lineage: Eukaryota; Metazoa; Arthropoda; Arachnida; Ixodida; Argasidae
Product: betaine--homocysteine S-methyltransferase 1-like
Exons: 9
Coding region: 161-1444 (427 amino acids)
Molecular function (GO): zinc ion binding; betaine-homocysteine S-methyltransferase activity
Source: RefSeq, a predicted model, not a curated record